AUGGAUGAGGCAGGCAUGGAGGUCCCCAACAGGGGGUCACUGUCGAGCGCCAAGGCCCCCCAAGUCAGUGGGGUUAGGGUUCAGCUGGAGAUGCAUGCACUUUGGCAGCAGUUUGACCAGCUGGGCACAGAGAUGAUUGUUACCAAAGCAGGAAGGAGGAUGUUUCCAACAUUCCAGGUGCAAAUCUCUGGGAUGGAUCCUGCUGCUGAAUAUGUCCUGCUCAUGGACUUUAUCCCUGUUGACGAUAAAAGAUACAGAUAUGCGUUCCACAGCUCAUCCUGGUUGGUGGCAGGGAGAGCUGAUGUUGUAGCCCCAAGUAGGAUGCAUUUCCACCCAGACUCACCUGCCUGUGGAGCCCAGUGGAUGAAGCAGACCGUAUCCUUCGACACUCUCAAGCUCACCAACAACCUGCUGGAUGACAACGGACAUAUGAUACUGAACUCCAUGCAUCGCUACCAACCACGCUUCCACGUCGUGUAUGUGGAUUCAACUCCCAACAGCCACUUGAAUGCAUACAGGAACUUCAGUUCUUUUUCCUUCCCUGAGACACGCUUUAUGGCUGUCACUGCCUAUCAGAACCACAGGAUCACCCAACUAAAAAUUGCUAGCAACCCAUUUGCUAAAGGCUUCAGGACUACAGACCCCCAGGACCGACACCUAGCAGUGUGGUGUCCACCAGAGGGCAGAGCUGAGCCCCUCAUCACCAAGCCUGGAGAGCAGAGAAGCUGGGGCUCAAAGCCUUCAACAGGACAGGAGGAUCCAGGCCCAUUGUUGGUGGAGCAGUGUGGACUGUUCCAUCACUGUAAAGACUCUGUGGGACUCAACGAGGAGAGAGGAGACGGCCACACUCUGAAGGAUGCAGCGGGGUGGAUGGAGGAGGAGGAGGAGGUGAAAGACUGGAAGGCGGAGAACAGUAUGAACGGGUCGGGAAAGCUGAAGGAUGCGGAUUACGGUAGCCCGCCGGCCAGCCUGUCUACCAACGAUGGACUCGUUCCUUUAAAACAAGGAUACUGGAUGUCAAACUGA
Molecule: messenger RNA, 1026 nt
Organism: Chelmon rostratus (copperband butterflyfish)
Lineage: Eukaryota; Metazoa; Chordata; Actinopteri; Chaetodontiformes; Chaetodontidae
Product: T-box transcription factor TBX1
Exons: 10
Coding region: 1-1026 (341 amino acids)
Biological process (GO): regulation of transcription by RNA polymerase II; positive regulation of DNA-templated transcription; cell fate specification
Cellular component (GO): nucleus
Molecular function (GO): RNA polymerase II cis-regulatory region sequence-specific DNA binding; DNA-binding transcription factor activity, RNA polymerase II-specific
Source: RefSeq, a predicted model, not a curated record